Molecule: messenger RNA, 19145 nt
Organism: Parasteatoda tepidariorum (common house spider)
Lineage: Eukaryota; Metazoa; Arthropoda; Arachnida; Araneae; Theridiidae
Gene: tnc
Product: tenectin
Cellular component (GO): extracellular region
Molecular function (GO): protein binding
Source: RefSeq, a predicted model, not a curated record
AAGGAAAAAAAAAAAAAAAAAAAAAAAAAAAAAAAAAAAAAAAAACAGGAAACUAGAAAAGAAACGGAAGGAAGAAAUUCUUAGACUCUCGAAAUCUCCCUAAAAUAUGCAAAAAGGAAUGAAGAAGGAAAAAAGUCGGAAGGAAAUUCGCAGACCUUUGAGACUCCGAUCCCAAAUAUGCAAAAAUGAAUAAAAAACAAACAAAAAACGGAAGGAAGAAAUUCUCUUGAAAAUCCCGAUCCAAAAAAAGAAUAGGCCCAGAAGAGAGAGAGAGAAAAUAAAAAUCAACAGGUCCCCAUCGAGUAAAAGAAAAGUCUCAUCCGACCCUGACGUUUCUUGCCCUUUGAGAAACCAUCUCAGACACAUCUCAUCCAAUAGAGAAGCCAGAAGCCGAAGGCGGGUUUGCUUGCUAUUUAAACCUGAAUCUUACAUCUCGUCAUAGUUUUGGCCCUCUUCUUUUCUUCAUGCGAGUCGAAGAUGAACUUACUCUCGCUCUUCGCUUUCCUGACCCCCGUGUCAUCUUUUCAGUGAUUCAAGUGUGCCAUAUCUUUAAUUAAUAGAAGAUAAUUAAGUGCCAAUUCUUUUAGAGGACCGUGAUAUCUCAAGGACUUUACCAAUACAGUUUGAAUACUUAUUAUCCAAUUUUUUGAUUCCAAUUCCACAUCUUUUCGAUUGCCCAGAAUGGGCUAUUUGCUGCCCAAUAAAAUGGGUCCUUUUCUGGCACUGGCAGUCACUUAUAUAUUAGUCAUCCAAUCUACCAAAGCAGCACCAUAUGAGGAAGUUCCUGUCAAUUUAAGCCAUAGUGAUAGAGGCUGUUAUUAUAUGAAUAAGCUAUAUCCAAGUGGAGAAGAAAUAAUGACAAACGAGCCAUGUCUGAAUUGCACGUGCCUAGGAAAUACGCUAAUGUGCUAUCUAAGGAUAUGCCCCUACGUCAAACCACUAGGAGAAGACUGUAGAAUGGAGAGGCACGUAGGCGAAUGUUGCCCACAAUUUUGGUGCCCUGAAGUUUCUUCUCGAAAUACAACGGAAAAACCAGACGAAGGCACUAAAGCUGAAGAAGCGGCUACUACAGUUCCCCCUGGAAUAAUGGAACCCCAUGAGUAUGAGGGCUGUUUAUCUAAUGGAGUUAUGUACAAAGAUGGUGAAAUAGUUCCAUCCGACGACAACUGCCAUACGUGUUAUUGCAUGAAACAUGAAGUGGUAUGUGCCAAUCAGAAAUGUAUGGCUCCUGCAGAUGACUGCACGCCUUUAGAAAUUGAGCCAGGGCAGUGCUGUCCAGAGAAAUACGAUUGUCCAAAUGCUACUGAAUCUGAUGAAACUUCGACACCAGCUUGGUUGACGACACUAUCCGAAAAGACACCAAUGGGUAACGAAACUACAUCGAAAAUCACCACAUUUGGUAUCGCCGACAUAUCAACCUUCUCAACGCCUGGAAUACAUCUCAGUUCUUUCGUUACAACGAAAGAUUUUGAUAUAUCGACCGUUGGAACAUCCACUAAGAUCCCACUUGAUGAGAAGGCUGUUUCUGGCGUCACCACUGCCAGCGUCGAAAUGGAUGCAGAGGUGAUAACAGAACUAUUCAGCGAACUACCAUCGGCUAGUAAUAUUACCCAAACACCCAUCGAGUUGGUAUCCCGGCCAAGAGAAGCAAAGAUUACAGAAGUACCAGAUGACAUCUUCACCUCCAGAGCUACGAAGAGGCCAGUGAUUUAUCCAAAACGUGUUCCUGGAGAAGGUAUUUGCCGUCAUCAAAACAAAACAUACCAGAGCGGUGAAAAUGUGACCACGGGUGACCCUUGUUUGCAGAACUGUGUGUGCAUUAACAGCGUCAUUAAGUGUGAAAAAGUAGAAUGUGACCUCAGCCCUCCAGAAUCUCGAGAACUCUGCAAAGUGAGGCAGUUUCCAGGAGAAUGCUGUCCCCGAUAUGUCUGCAUCAAUGCUACAACAGAGAAAAUGGAUGAUAAACCACUAACCACAACAGGUGAAGAUUUGAUGCUUGAUCAAAAAUCAACUCCUUCAACAAUAGAUGUAGAUCAGACUGCAACAACGCCAGAGGAAUCAGAUCAUAUAACACUUACCACAUUAGAAAUUACAUCAAUAAAGACGACUUUGAGCACUCUGAAGGUUACAGAUCAUUCUACAAUCGGAGAAGUUAGAGAAACAACAACUUCGGCUGCCAUUGAAGAGAGUUCCAAGACACACAUACCUGAAACAGGGGCCGAAACAUUAACAACUUCGGAUGCCAUUGAGGAGAUCUCCAAAACGCGUAUACCUGAAACAGAAGCCGAAACAAUAACAACUUCUGCUGCCAUUGAGGAGAGUUCCAAAACGCACGUUUCUGAAACAGAAGCCGAAACAUUAACAACUUCGGCAGCCAUUGAAGAGAGCUCCAAAACUCACAUACCUGAAACACAAACUGAACUGUCUUCGUUAACAACAUUAAAGGAGUCAGUCACAGAGAAGGAAGAGGGAUUGAUGACUUCAGUAAAAGUGGAAGAAAAAUCAACACUUUCUCCUGAAAUAUCUACCUCCACUCAAAUAAUUGAUCAUGAAAUGACUUCUAUUAAAGAAACUCAUAAGACAUUGCCAGAAUCAGACAAUACGCAAGCAAUCUUAACAAAAUUAUCAACCCAAUCUGAUACCGAAGCAACUACGUAUGGGUCACCUGAAAUUGGUUUAGAUACAACAUUAUCUAGUACCAAAGCAUCUGAAAGUGAAACAAAAGAAUCAAGUCAAAUGACAACUGUAAAACUUGAUGCUGGAUCUACCGUGACAUCUGAAACUCCGGUUAUAACACAUAAAAUUGAAAGUGCAGCUACUGAGGAAGAGGUUCAAGCAACAACGCAGUUUUCUUCCGAAGCAACAACAGUCGAAAGUCAUACUGUUAAGAGUUCAGUAGAGGAGAUGGAAGGACAAGUUACAACAGUCAGCUCUGUGCCAGAAACUUCAGAAAAGAUAACUUCAAAACUUGAAAUUGCAACUUCAGUCACGGAGGGCACAAAAGUGGAAGAGCUUGAAGCCACGCAUACAGGAGAUACCGUUUCGACAGACGUCUCUGAAAAAGCUACAACUGAAGUAGAAUUGGAAGAUUCAAGUGUGAAAACAACAAUUCAGCCCUCAAUAACAACACAGCCUACCGAGAAAGUUGAUAAAUUAACCGAAACUCCUCCUUCAGCACUAUCUGCAGAAAUAGGUAGUGAAAUAACAACAUUACUUGUUAGCCAAGUAAGUGAGGAACGAACGACUGUUCAGCCAUCUUCAAAAUUAUCUGAAGACGCUACAUCCACUUCAGACUUAAAAUCAGCAGAAACAGAUAAAACUACUGACAUUCCUACCGCGAGUGAAAUUUCGACUGAGGAAUCUCGUGUAACAGAAAAAACUACUGCUCAACAAACUGCCUCUACUACAUUUUCAAAAUUGGACACUGCACCAGAACUUGUUUCAACGCCUGUCUCAAUUGAAACAAUUUCUACUGAAGCAUCUAAAGUAACAGAAAGUCAGUUUUCUGAUGAAACCAUUUUGAAUGUCACCGAAAUCUCAAAAAGUACACCACCUAAGGAAACUGACAUUUCUAUUACAGAAGUUCCUUCAGAAUUUACUUCAAAGGAAACAACGUUGGGUACUACUACAUCUGUAGAAGUUAAAGUAUCAACUUUUGAUCACACUAUUGAAUCGGACACCAAAACUCCUGAAACAUCAACGGCAACAUACAAAUCAACUGACCUCUUUACACUAGAGGCUGAAACGACUGUGAGUGUUCUUACAGAGUCAGAAAAAGAAAUCACCGAUGAAGUAUCAAAAAUAGAAGGCUUGACCCAAGAAGAUAAAAUAAGUACAACACAUGCACCUAUAUCCUCGACUGUAUCAUUUGAAGCAGAUGAAGUUAAGUCUACAACUUUUAAAGCUGUUCCUGAUAUAACAACACAUUUUGAAGAAAAGGAGUUUAAACUAACAACCGAAUCGCAUGAAGUUGCAGAAAUAACUACUUCAAAAGAAUCUCCGAAGACUCCAAGUUCAGAUUUAUAUUCUACGGAAGCAUCAACUAUCAAAGAAAUGGAAACAAGUACACUUCUGUCUGAAGCGGAAACUUCCGAAACGAUAUUAAGUACUACGGAACAUGAAGAAAAGGCGACUGAUGUAAAGGAGGAUAUUUCAAAGGUGUCAACAGUAGCUCCUACUACAGCUGAAAAAGAUUAUUCCAUUGAAAUUGAGAGUACUGUUACGAAAUUGCAACCAACAAUAAUGGGACUGGCAGGUACAAAAUCAACAACAUUUGCAUCUAGUGACAAAGAAACGACAGUGACAUCAACAAUAGGAGAGCAAAAAGAACAAGAACUAGAUGAAGCAAAGAGUACACCAGUUUCUUUAAUGGAAGCUGAAACUACUAAACUGCCUAUGGUAUCCACGAUUUCUGGUGAAACAGCUUCAACGAUGGGAAGUGAAAUAAGUAUAACUACCGGUGUUACACCUGCCAAACCAAGUAAGUCAACUUUGAGUGAUGCGGCAACACUUAUUACUGAACCUUCUAAAGUCACAAUCAAAGAAAUGAAAUUGACAACAGAAAUUCCUGCACAUGAAGUUGAAACAACGUCGUCAGAAGCUGAAAGUGCAUCAAAAGAAACGGCUUUUGAUCAGAAAACCACAGACUCAUUGUCAACCAUUUCUGAGACAUCAGAAACUGUAAAAGAACCUGAAAUACAGAAAGCUGCAACCAUUCUUGAGGACACCACUACCAGCCGAACAUUUACUUCUGCUGAAUUAGCUUCCUCUACAGUAUCUGAAGAUCUAGUGACGGUAACUGACAGAGAAAUUAGCAAAGUAUCAAUCAUGACUGCCGAAAUAAAACCAAUAGAAGAUUUACAAACAUCAAGUGAAAUUGCAGACAGCGAGGUCGAUAAACUAACUUCUGAAUCUGUUUCAUUUAAAGAUACUACAGAAAAAACGGCAACUGAAGUGUUUAAAACAACUGUGGAAGUAGAAUCUAAAUCACCCUCAUUAGAAGAAACAACUUCUGAAGUUUCUGCUACAUCUUUUACAGAUGAAAGGGCAUCAUCUCCCUCGGUAUCUUCAACAGAGGCAGAAGCAUCCAGUAUCGUUACUGAAGAGGAAGGAAAACCAUUAACUUCGACUACUUUUAAGUCAUUAGGCGAAGAAACAUCUGGUAAAGAAGUCACUGAUUUCAGUACACCUUCUUCUGAAAUACUCAAGACUACUGUGUCAAAAGAAAAAGAGACAUCUGUGGUCUUCUCCACAGCAGAAUCUCCAACAAGUUCUCCACAUACUACAAAAUUUGAUGAAAUGACCACAUCAAAAAUUCAUGAUCUUUCUAUAGAAACAAAAGAGACUGGUGUGACUUCAAUAAGUGAUCUAACAGGUCUACCCGACGUAAAAGAACAAACAUCAGCAAAGGAAAUACUUGAGAAAACAUCUACAAUUAGUGAAAGUAUUGAAACAGCUGAAGCUGAGACAACCACUCCUGUACCAGCUAAAGUUACCGCAGAAAAAGAACUACUUAUUACCGAAUCUACAUUGAUGACAAUAUUGCCUGAAAAGAAGGAAACUACAGAACCAGAAUCUUCUGAAAUGUCAGAAAGCACAGCAGCUUCCGUUUUGAAAACAACUUCUGAUGCAUCGCGUUUUGAGGAAAAACAACAAACUGAAAUAAAGUCAGUUACAGGCGAAACUGAUAUUAUUGUCAGUAUGCUAACAACCUUAUCUACCCCGGAAAAAGAACUCAUUACUGCAGGUACAGAAUCUCAAACAAGUGUAACAUCUGAUUCAUCAACACACAUUCAGGCUGCCGAAGAAGAGUUUACGACAAAAGAUACAAUUGAUGAAGCAACAAAACUGGAAGGUACUUCAACCGAAAAGUCCGCAACACGUCUAGCAUCUGAAUUUACGACCAUACCCGACACCUCUGUUCAAUCAACAGCAUCAAUUUCUACUAAAUCAGAAGAAACAUUCAGUACACCAGAAAAAGCGGAAACCACAGAAUCAAAAGAUGCAACAGAGUUAUCUAGUACGGAUUUUGAUGAAAUUAAAGAAAAACCCACUCAUAUAAUCGAAGAUAAAAUUACAACAUCUCCGGAAUUCACGAAACUUGAUCUUUCAACACUUGUUACAGAUAUUGGUUCAAGUGAACAUGAAUUUGUUUCUGAAAGUAAAUCUACUCAAUCAACAGAAGUCACGGCAACUUCUGAACCGAAAAUCAGUUCAGAAGGCGUGCCAGCAACUGAAAAAUUUACAGACACUGAUACAAGUCCAGAAACGUUAUUGUCAAAAACUGGUACUGAAUCUCCCAGGGAAGGAACUGAAUCAACAACUGAAAGACUUGGAACUGUAGCAGAUUUGCUGCUUGUACGCGAAACUUCCAAAACUCCACAUUCCGAAGUAGAUACCGAGGCAGAAUUUUCAGCUGAAACAGUAGCAUCUGAACAGCCGUUGACAACAUUCCAAAUGAAAACAACUCCUGAAAGAAUAUCCAUAUCAACUUCGUCAUCAUCGGAACUUGACAAAGUCACAACUAUCAGCUCAAGCACUCAGGAAGCAGAAAUCGAGACAACAGAAGUAAAAUUUUCGGAAUCUCCUUCGACAAAACUUGGAACGACAGCGAAACCAACGGAUAUCACAUCUGAACUUCCAAUAGAAAAAUCAACUACGUUAAAAACUCGUGAAGAUGAAGAAGUCACUCCAACUCACGCUACAGAAUUUGAAGGAGAAAAAACUUCCGAAAUUGUCAUGAAGGCAUCAACUGAAAUAAAAUCUGCCAGUACAGCUUCCGUUGCUACAGAUACGCAAGAAACAGCCGUAACUUCGAAAUUCGCAACAGAAGUUUCAACUGCUGAACAAACAGUGCACACCGCAUCAACUCCUGAAGAAAUUUCGCGGGAAACAACAGAACUAAAAGUUGCCACAGAAGAAACAAGCACUCAAUAUUCGACUAAGAUAUCUGACGCCAAGGAAGAAACGGAUUUCUCGGCAAGUGUUGCACUUACGGAACUUGAAACAAGCACUUUCAAGCCCAUUUUAGAUACUACGACUAAAAAAAGUACUACUGUUCCUUCACUAAUCGAGGAAGGGGAAACGGCGACACGUAAAGAAAUCUCGGACACGACCUCAAUACAACCUGCUAUAAGUACAGAAUUAAAAUUAAGUGAAACAGAAUUAACUGACAUCACCUCAGACGAAAAAGCAAGCACAUUUAAAGAUGCUCAAACAACAACGACCUCCCCAGUGCAGUUUGACAAAAAAACGACCGAAGAAUUACUUGAUGCAGAAAUUACUACAGAAGUCCCUAAAUCAGCGGCUAGUAGGACAACUAUUGAUUCAUCUGAAAAAACUGAGACUACCAAACUAAUUACACCCUUUAUUGCAAGUGAAACCACUACCACGCCAAAAGAUGAGGGAAAGAAAGAACAUAGUGAAGCAGAGCUGCUUAGUACUACAAAAUUAGUUGAUUCAUUUACCACAAAAUCUGUUUCUCUGUCUCCCGAGACACAAAAAGAAUUUACAAAAGCUGAAAUCACAAUGACUGAAGAUUUUAAAAUUAAGGAGCAAGCAAUCCCGAAGAUACCGUCAACUUUUGAGCCAGAGUCCGUGUCUGCAAUAUCUACAAAAGAAACAAGGAUACCAGAUGAAAUUAGCACUCCAGUAGAACUUACCACAAAAGAAUUUGAAGUAACAAUAGUGUCCGAAGAUGAUCUCCAAAGCAAAAAAACGUUCGCCGCUGAUUCCAUGGUGGUAACCACACCAUCCAGUUCGUCCGUUGUCACUGAACUUACUUCGAAACUAUUUUCUUCAGAUUUAGAUAGGGCAGGCGCCAUUGCUACUGAUUCGUCCGAUAAAGAUAUUUCAGUAAAAGAUACGGAGAGUGUUACAGAAAUUUCAUCUAAAGCAACAACGGUUGUAACUUCAACAAGACUUACCAAAAUUCCAGAUGAUGCAACCGAAGAGGUUGAAUCCGAGAAAACCAGUGAAAUCCUUGUGUCUUCGACAACUGGACAUCCACAUGAGUUUACAACAAGAGAGAAAGACGUAUCAACAGAUCAGGAAAAAAUGUUUUCUCCAAUAGCAGAGGAUAUUUUAUUUAGAGAAAGCAGUAAAUCAACGGCAAAAUUGGAUUUGCCAAUAAUUACUACGAUCUCUGAAAAAACUACGUCAUCUACGCCUGAGAGUAUUACUAAAACAACUUUAUUUAUUAGGCCUACUCAAGAACAAGAGGAAACGAUGUCAGUAGAUGUAAAAUUAGUAAGUAAAUUAGAAAGCACUACUACUUAUUUAGAUCAAGGUUCUACCACAACAUCAUUACAUAUUAUCGAUGACAAACAAGCAGAAGUUACCAUGGAAACUAAGAAGACCCCAUUCGAGACUGAUUUACCCACUAUAGAACCAGAACAGGCACAAAAAUCAGAGUUUACAACCUCCAUAACUAAAGUGAUAGAAGAAGCAACAACAAAAGAAAAAGAAAUAACUUCUACAACGCCACCAGAAUUGUCUACUGAAAUACAUAUGGAUGGCGAAAAAACUUCAUCGGAAGAAGAAAUAACUACUAAAGCAGCCAUACCCUUCUCAACUUCUGUUGAGGGAACAGAACAGGAUAAAACAACAAAAUCAUCUACAACUGUACCCGAUAAAACAAGCUCGACUUCAAUAUCAGUGACAACUGAAGAGGAAACAAUGGAGGCUGAAUUAACUACUCUAUCAGAUAAAACUGAAGAUGUUAAAGGAAAAACAAGUGCUGAAACGAUUUCCACAACAUUUGAAGAAUUCAAAACAACUACUUUAGUUCCAACAGAUUUGAUUUCAAAGAAAUUAACUUCAGUUGAUGAAAAGUUUACUUCUGAAUCUCAAUUAGAAACAGGAGCUACUUCAGCAGAACCAGAAAAAACACACAGUGCUGAGAUAUCAACUACUUUUGCCCAAACGCUUUCAACAGUUGAACAGAGUUUUGCAGCUGAAACAGUCAUUUCAACGGUUACAGCUUCAUCUGAGGAAACUGAAAAAGCUGAAUCAACCUCUUCCGCAGUAACUCACAUUUCUGAAACAACGCAUGCCGGAGCGACCGAAAAAUCAGAUACACCCUCUGAUGUUAUGAAAACAAGCACUGUGACUUUCGAAUCCUCCACUAAAACGGAAUUUGCUUCAACAGACGAGAUAGCAAAAGAAACAGAUUUUAUGUUGCAUCCUUCCAAAACAACCAGUGGUGUAGAAAUCGAAAGUUCCUCCCCUACAUUCUCAGGAAGUGUAGCUUCAGACAUAACAACUGUAGAAGCGUCAGCUGUUACAGAAUCUACAUCUUCUACUGCUACAACAUUUGUUACUGACUUGAAGACUGAAGUUGCUGAAGCUGAAGCCGCUAUAACAACAACAACAGCCGCACCAAUAACCGAUAAAGUACUUUCGACCAUAGUGACUAAAGUUCCAUUAGUGGAAGAAGAUACAACUUUACCAACCGAAAAAAAAAAAUGCACUGUGAAUGAAACUGUGUAUGAAAAUGGAGCUCCAAUACAUACUCUAGAGGCAUGUGAAAAAUGCAGUUGCUAUGACGGAGAUAUUCUUUGCUAUAAAAUCAUCUGUAAAUUACCCAAAAUUGACUGCAGAGCAUUGACGUUUGAAGGCGAUCACUGCUGCCCACUCUCGUUUGAGUGUCCUCUGGAUAAUGGAACAACAGAAACAAUAACGAUUACAAGCACUGAAGCAGUAGAAAAGUAUGUAACUACAACGAUGUUACCAGAAAAAGUGACAAUUUUGACAACUCAUUUGACUCCUGAAACGUUACUCGAUGCUAUUUCAACGCGCACCCCUUCCAUUACCACAGAAUCUCAAAAAGAGUUGACCAGUGAGGGAAUUGUUUCCAAAGUUACGACAAAGAUUAUUGAUCUGGCAACAGGAACUACCUCUAGCAAAACAGAAGCAGAAACAACUUCUAAAGCUUCAAGCACCGAAUCUGCCGCAGCAGAAAGUACAAUGUCUCCUUCUUCAAGCAGCACUGAAGUAUUUUCAGAUUCCAAAACUUCUCUGUCUGAAUUAGAAGAUAUUACUAUUAGAUCUAAGGAGGCUGAAACGACUACUGAAGAACCUUUCCCCACUUCUGCUAGAACCAUGACAACCGGAGAAAUUGGACUAACGACUCAACCUAAGACUUCUGAAGAAGCAGAUGAAAGUUCUACUUUACAAACAUCGGAAGUGACUAAAAUGAAAGCGGAGACACAACCAGUCCCUGAUAUAAUGCAAACGACAAAGGCUUUGAAAGAUUCUUCAACCGCUAAGGAAAUAACUGAAGAAUUUAAAGAUCAGUCAGAUGUAAGUACAACCUUCAAAUCAAUUGAGUCCAGCACGUUAAGUCCUGUCACAGGGAAAAGCACCGAAUCUGAAUCAGCUACUACAGUAGAAAAGGGGGAAAUAAGUUCCACUGUAGAAGAAGAAACCAAACAAACAACAAUCGAAGAAAAAACAAAAGUGUUCGAUAUGCAAACAAGUAGCGAAGUAGUAACUGAACAUUCAGAAUUGGAGGCAGAAACAAUCAAAGCUUUUGAGAGUUCCACUUUGGCAACUCCGAAGGCAGUUGAUAUCACUGAAAUGGCUGAAACAACUUUAAAAACUAGCAGCUCAGAUGUUUUCACAACUUCAGAUGAACAAACGGAUAAAACGACUCCCAUUGAAGUCUUAUUAGAUAAAAGUACAAAAUUAGAAACAGAUUCUAAAACGUCUUCUUUUACCACGCCAAUUGAAGUUUCAAAAUUACACGAUGUGCCAUCAAGUACUGUGGUUUCAAGUUCGGAAUUUACAACGGAAGAAACUAUUCAAAGUGAAUUGAGUUCUUUUAAUUAUACUGAAAAAUCUGAAACUACUCGUAUUCCCUUAACCAGCACCCUUAGUUCGGAUAUAACAAGCUCUGAAGUUCGAGAAACAGGUAUUUCAAAAGAACAAACAACAAAAAUACAUGCAGAUGAAAUAUCUACAAAACAAUUUACUUCUACAGAGCCGUCAAUUAAAGCAGAAACAGAAACAAAAGGCCAAUUAACUUCUGUAAAAUCUUUUGAUUUGACCAAAGGAGAGAUUACCACUGUCACGGAAGGGACAGAAUCAAUUUUAGGUGAAGUUAUGGGUAAGGGUUCGAGCAAACUACCUUCUACAUCCGUUUUACCAGAAAAACUGGAAACAACUCAAAAAUUUGAAACAGACGAAACAACAUUUGUAACUCAGACCAUUCCAACAAAAUUACACACAAUUCCUAUUAUGUCAAGAGGAAGAUUGCCCUCUUCCACUGUAUCAGAAAGUACAACGGAAGUCAUUCAAGAUACAACAACAGAAGCGAGGGCAAAAUCAGAUCUUUCAGCUGAAGCAUUGGUGCCCGAAGUUUCAUUGACAACAUCUGAAAGAGAAUCCCCUGAAUCGCAAGCUACUACAGUUUCAGAGGCAGUGUCAGAAACAACAAGUAUAAGGAGCAUCACUGACAAAGUAUUCACUUUCGUAUCAACGAGGUUUACGGAACUAUUUAGUGAUACCACUGAAAAAAGUGUAGAGCUGGAAACUGAAACGAAACAUACCACAGUUAUAGAUACAAGUACAUCGAAACCAAGUACUUUUGCUGCCGAUAAAGAAACGACAUUUACAACAACGAUAGUGGAAGAACUGGAAUCGAAAUCUGACGUUACUAGUAGACGUACUAUGCCCGAAGCAACUUUAAGGGUGACAGAAACUCCAAUAAUUUCAUCGACAAUUGCUGAAAAAAUUGAAGAACAUGAAGUUAAGACUAAGCAUCCUACAAUUAUGGAAGAAAGUACAACAAAAAUAAGUUCUGCUAUUGCCGAUAAGGAAACAACAACUACUAUGAGGACUGAAGAAGUAGAAUCUGAAGCGGCAAGAAAAAUUACCAUGCCGGAAACAACGCAGAAAGUAACAGAAGUUCCAACGAUUUUAUCAACGAUUGAUAAGAGUGAUUCUAAAACGAAACUUACUACUGUAAUGGAAGAAGGCACAGUGAAAACGAGCACUGAUCUUGCUGAUAUGGAGACAACGAUUACAAUGAUGGCCGAAGAUAUGGAAUCAAAAUCUGAGGAGACAAGCAGGAGCACCGUGUCGGAUAUAACACAAAAAGUAACAGAAAUUCCCAUGAUUUUAUCAACUAUUGAAAAGAGUGAAGAACCUGAGACUAAAACGAAACUUACUACUGAAAUGGAAGAAGGCACAGUGAAAACGAGUACAGCUCUUGCCGAUAAGGAGACAACGGUUACAAUGAUGGCCGAAGAUAUGGAAUCAAAAUCUGAGGAGACAAGCAGGAGCACCGUGUCGGAUAUAACACAAAAAGUAACAGAAAUUCCUUUGAUUUUAUCAACUAUUGAAAAGAGUGAAGAACCUGAGACUGAAACGAAACUUACUACUGAAAUGGAGGAAGGCUCAGUGAAAACGAGCACUACUCUUGCUGAUAAGGAGACAACGGUUACAAUGAUGGCCGAAGAUAUGGAAUCAAAAUCUGAAGAGACAAGCAGGAGCACCCUGUCGGAUAUAACACAAAAAGUAACAGAAAUUCCUAUGAUUUUAUCAACUAUUGAAAAGAGUGAAGAGCCUGAGACUAAAACGAAACUUACUACUGAAAUGGAAGAAGGCACAGUGAAAACGAGCACUGCUCUUGCCGAUAACGAGACAACGGUUACAAUGAUGGCCGAAGAUAUGGAAUCAAAAUCUGAGGAGACAAGCAGGAGCACCGUGUCGGAUAUAACACAAAAAGUAACAGAAAUUCCCAUGAUUUUAUCAACCAUUGAAAAGAGUGAAGAGCCUGAGACUAAAACGAAACUUACUACUGUAAUGGAAGAAGGCACAGUGAAAACGAGCACUGCUCUUGAUAAGGAGACAACGGUUACAAUGAUGGCCGAAGAUAUGGAAUCAAAAUCUGAGGAGACAAGCAGGAGCACCGUUUCGGAUAUAACACAAAAAGUAACAGAAAUUCCCAUGAUUUUAUCAACUAUUGAAAAGAGUGAAGAGCCUGAGACUAAAACGAAACUUACUACUCUAAUAGAAGAAGGCACAGUGAAAACGAGCACUGUUCUUGCUGAUAAGGGGACAACGGUUACAAUGAUGGCUGAAGAUAUGGAAUCAAAAUCUGAGGAGACAAGCAGGAGCACCGUUUCGGAUAUAACACAAAAAGUAACAGAAAUUACCAUGAUUUUAUCAACCAUUGAAAAGAGUGAAGAACCUGAGACUAAAACGAAACUUACUACUGUAAUUGAAGAAGGCACAGUGAAAACGAGCACUGCACUUGCCGAUAAGGAGACAACGGGUACAAUGAUGGCCGAAGACAUGGAGUCAAAAUUAGAAGAGACAAGUAAAAGCACCACAUCUGAAACAACACAAAAAAUUACAGAAAUUCCUAUAAUUUCAUCAACUAUUGAAAAGAGUGAAGAACCAGAUACUACAAAGAAACCAACAACUGUAUUGGAAGAAAGCACUUCAAAAAUGAGUACGACUGUUGCUGAUAAGGAAAAAACUAUGACAAUGAUGGCCGAAGAUAUGGAGUCAAAAUCUGAGGAGGCAAGUGAAAGUACCACAUCGGAAACAACGCAAAAAGUCACAGAAAUUCCCAUAAUUUCAACAACCACUGAAAAGAGUGAAGAAACUGAGACGGAAGCGAAAUUUACUACUGUAAUGAAAGAACGCACUGCAAAAACGAGUACUACUAUUGCCGAUAAGGAAACAACGAUAGCUGAAGAUAAAGAAUCAAAAUCAGAAAUGACAAGCAAGAGUACUAUGUUUGACACAACCCAAAAAAUGGCAGAAACUUCAAUAGUUUCAUCUACUACUAAGGAAAUAACGUCAACAGUUAAGGAAGAAAUGUUAAGUUCAACGAUGAAAACCCCUAUGGUUAAGUCAAUUGAAGAAGAAAUGGAUUCAUUUACUCGUGAAUCAACACCACCAGAUGUUGAAGUAACUAAAGAAAGCGAAUCUGCUCAAAGUUUAACUCCUUUAAUUUCCCUCGAGCCUGAAGAAACAACUUUCAAGACAAAGGAAAGUACUGCUUUUAAAGAAACUGUAAGCACCGAAAAAACCGAAACACCUGGAGAUGAAUCAAAGAAAACUCCAGUAUACACUACGUUUAGUACUUCGUUAGGAAUCACAGAAGCUUCAAGCCUUCAAACUCAAGAACACGAAACAGUUUCUGAGAAAGAAGAAAUUUCCACUAUUAAGACAACAGAGCCUGAAAUCACCACUAGCACCACUGGUCAUGUAGAAAAACUAACUAUAAGUACUGAGAUAACAGUACCAACUAUAAGAACAACCGACUUAUCUGAUCAUGAAAGCACCUUUUCUAGUGAAUUGUCUGUAGAACCAGGGAAAUCGACAGCUGAAACACAAAAAAUGGAAAUUACAGUAUCGGAAGGACAAGAAACAACGAUUACGAGUAUCGCUCCAGAUAAAUUUACUAAAUCUGAAACCGAAAGCAGUUCAAUGAUUACAACUGCCGAGCUAAUUAAAGUGGAAAGUACCACAGCCCGAGAUAAAUUUACAGAAGAAACAAAAAUGACUUCAAUUCAUAAAUUGGAAUCCGAAACAGUCACUUCAAGCUCAUCAUCCGAUGAGUUAAAAACCACUUCAUCAACUGAAAAAGAUCAAACGACAGGAAUUAGUGAGACUAGUCAGUCGAUUUCAGAGAUCACUAAAGAACCUAGCACACUAGCAUCAGAAACAAAAACUGAAGAGAGAACCACACUAAAGAUAACUGAGAAACCCAUUUUUAAAUCUGAGGAUAUAGCGUCUACUAUUACAAGCCAUAGCGUGGCCGAAACUGAAGCAUCUAGUCCAGUUACUUCAAGAGAAACAGCUGAAGCAGAAGAUAUGGCAUCUACUAGUGUAACCGAAUCUUCAAUAAAACAAACAAACAUAACCGAAAGCGUUCCAGAAAUAAAAACAACAGAAUAUGUAAGUACAGUUACAGUUAAACCAUCUACUAUUGCUGGUAUUCCACUCAUAGAGAGGAGGCUUCCCACCGACAGGACAGAGCGUCCACUCACUGAAGACUUAGAUCAAGUCAGCAAGUCAACUAUUAUCAGCACGGUAUCAACCACUGGCAUUCCUAUCACAAUGAUCAGUGAAACAACAACUCCGGAGAGUUUCGAGACUGAAACAAGAAUUUCAACAACAGGCGUUCCAAUUUCAACGAUAAGCGACUUAUUGCGAUCUCCUACAACUUUGGAGAGUUUAGAAACUGAAGAGAGAAUCUCAACUACAGGCGUUCCAUUUUCCACACUAAGCGAGUUAUUGCGAUCUCCAACAACUUCGACUAUUUUAGAAACUGAGACUAAAAUCUCAACAACGGAAAGUCCAUUACCAACGGUGAAUGAAACUUCAGAAUUCCCAACAACAGCAGAUAUUUUUGAAACUGAGACAAGAAUCUCGACUACUGGAGUUAUCGUCAAGAAUCUAACAGAACGUGUCACAGAGGCUACUGAAAUGCCGACGAAAGCUUUCAAAGCCAUUGAAACGACAACGAUGUCUUCCAGCACACCCGUGACCUCAACAACAGAAGAGACUUCCACACGUUCUGUGACAGAUUUUCUCUUAGAUGAAGGAGCUUGCAUAUUUGAUGGCCGCAUUUUUCAAUCUGCCGAACAGAUUCUGCGAGAUGAUCCAUGCGAGUUCUGCUUCUGUUUCCGUGGUGAUAUCAUUUGUUUGCAACAAACGUGUCCACCUCCUGCUCCCAAUUGCAAUAGGACGGAGAUUCCAGGAUUCUGCUGUCCAAGAUACGACUGCCCUGUUUUAGUGACGACGAAGAACUUAACAGCCAUUACCAGACGAAAAGGAGUCCAGCCAAUCAUCAUUCAGAAAAGAAUCGAAAAAAGAUCUGUUAGACUUCCUACAGUAGUAAAAGGUUGUGACAUAAACGGGACAUUUUAUGAAAUAGGAUCCACUGUGACGUCAGCAAGCUGGCCUUGCUUACAUUGCAUGUGCGAAGAUGCGGGCAACAUGCACUGCGAUCCGCGCAAGUGCAAACCUGAGUCACCUCUCAUGCUCAACAUGAAAAACAGCCUACUAAAAACAAGAUAACGAAAAGAAACGUUGAUAUUUAUUUUUAUUACCAUUCUUUUUCUUUUUUAAAUUCCUUCUUAAGCGUGUGAAAAAGCUGCCAAAACCUUGAGGUCGUUUUCUUAGGCGACGUAAUUUAAGCUAAGCUGGUUUUUUUUUACUAAAAAAGCGACUUGCCAACGUUUUGCAUCAGUUCCUGAAAUGCUCGUCUGCUUCGUCUAAUUACCGCUCAUCAGUAUUUCAGUAACAGAAUACUAUUUACACGCUUUGAAUGAAAAAUAAAAAAACUACGAAACCACCGUUAUAAGCUUGAUAGUUGCGAAUUAUAACAAUGAACUGUCAUCGAACAAACAAAAAGAACAAUAAACUGCUAUUGUUGCGUCGAGUUAUUAUGCAACGAACUACAUUUUUGUGUGCCUGCAGCGCUAAAGCCUGGAAGUUCUGAAAUUCCGUCCUUCCUCUAGGAAAUGAAUUAAUUUUUUUGGUUGAGAGUGGAAAUGGAGAUAUAUGAAUGAAGAUAUAUUGUUAAACGAACUCUAAACAAUGGAGUAAUCUCAUUCAAAUGUGCUGAAUAUAUAAUCUCUUAUCCCAAAAAAAAACUUACAGUGCGCUACUUUGUUAGCGGAAUCGUAAGGCUUACAGCGCAGGUAAUUUUAAGCCAUGCAAGUAGUCAAGUGUUUUAUUUAUUUAUAAUUGAAUGUAAAUACAGUAAGGAGCACUUUCGUUUAACAUCUUACUCAAAUCAUAUCUUCAUAUGAGUCGGUAUGAUGAUAUCAAAACAUGUCUUCAUAUAAGUCGUAUAGUAAAUUAGAGAUCGCUCUGCUGUGAUAACCAUGUGGUGCUGCAAUUUUGCUAGAUUUGUUGUUUUUGCACUUGUUAAGAGCAAGAGAAUUUUUAAAAAUGUUAAAUAAAUUGCUCUAUUUUGAUUUAAUUUUUUUUAACAUAGACCCAAAGAAGCAGAGUGUUUUCUAGAUUUACUGUAUGAUCUGUAUUACAUGAUUUUAAUGUUUAACCUAACUUUUAAAUCACCUAUCUAAUUGUUUUUCUUUUAAUGUAAUAUUAAAAUUGUUUAAUUUGCAGUUAUUGCCACUUUGUGCAGAAGUCUUAAGAUAUUAAAUAAAUUUUACUAGAAAGCUUAAAACGGAUUUAGUUAAUAAGUAAUUAAUGUUAGAUUCAUAUUAGAUUAUAAUAAUAUACUUAUUAAUCAAGUUUUAUGGCUAGCAAUUUUUCCUUUCUCAGUUAUACUUUAAAUUAAAAUUAUUAGAUUUAAAAUUAUUAAAAUCUUUUCAUUGAUUAAUUACAAUCUCUUUAGUUUUUUUUUUUCACAUUGAGAAAUAGUAAUCCUACAAAUUCAAUUGUUUUCACGAUUAAAUUAAAAUUUUACAUAAAUUUCUUACAAGUUGAUUUUUUUUCUUAAUUUAAUUAGAAUUUUAAAUUAACGCAACUGAUUAUAUUUUAUAUUUACGUUUGAAUUAUUAAUAAUUGCUAUUUCUGUCGCUAAUAAUUUACAGAUUUACUAUUUUCCACUAUAUAAUUUGCGUAGUUUUGAUGAUUACUUAUUCUAAACCAAUAAUAUUAGAUUAAUAACAUUUACUAUAGUGAUAAACAUUAUUAUACAUUUAUUGCAAUACUUAUAAUGAUUAUUAUAAUAAUAAUAAUAAUGAUUAUUAGCACUACAGGUCGUAAGUGAUAGUUGACAAUAGUAAUGAUUGUUAAUUCUAUGAAAAUAAUAUUAAAAUAAUAAUAUUUGUAAGUUUAUAGCAAUACUUACCAAAAUGCGUUCCUAUAAACAAUAAUUGCUAUUAGCUACUAAGACCAGGAGUAAUAAAUUUAUAAUACUAUUUAUCGAUAUGUGUUCUUAGUAAUAAUGAUUGCUAGUUCUAUAGCAAUAGUAUUUGAGCAAUAAUAUUUAUUUUUAUGAUAAAUAUUGUUAUAAAUUUAUAAUAUUUUACGGCUAUGUAAUUAGUGAUAAUGAUUGUUAAUUCUUUCAAAACUAACGAGUAAUAAUAUUUAUUAUAUUUUUCUAUAUUAUUAAAAUCUGCAUUUUAUAAUACUUUUAAUUAUCAUCUAUUUCUAGAAAUAAUGAUUACUUUAAAGAUAAAUAUUAAUAUAAAUUUUUAGGUCUAUGCAAGAUCUGCUAAUUACGCAUGAUCAGGUGUCAUUUAUUCCUUAUUUUUUCUUGCUCACUGCAAGUCAUUAUAUCCAACUUUCCAUACUUUAAUUAAAUUAGUAUCUAAUUAAUUUUAUAAAUGUAGUGAUUAAUUUUCUUAAUUAAUUUUGUUUAAACUUUUUGAUGUUUUUUUUUUUUUUUUUUUUUAACUAAUUCUAAUUUCAUCAAGCUCAGUAUAAGUUAUUUACAUGCAAUUACUUCAGUAAUAUAAAACUUGCAUAUUUUACAAAUUUAGUUAGUAAUUAAUUUUACUAUAAUUUUUUAUCAUUUAAGUCAUUAUUAUUUAUUUUCGAUAAUUAAGUAAUAUAUUUAUUUAUUAUUUGAUUUAUUUUAUUUGUUAACUUUAGCAGUUGAGGAUUUUUUUUAAAAAUUCAUGCCUAAUUUUAUCGCUUUUGCAAGUUAAUAUAUAUCUUUCAACUACAAGUUUUUCAAGACCUCGCACUUUUGAUUUAGUAAUUAGUUAAAUUUUUUCUGUUUAGAUUUUCUUGAUUGCAAUUUUUAAUUUUUUUUAAUUUAAUACUCAAUUCAUUUUAAAAAAAAAAUAAAACUGGUAGUUGAGUUUUUUUUGUUAUUUAUUUUUGUUUUAACCACUCUCCUAGGACAAUAUAUUUCUUUAAACAUUUAUUCAUAUUAUAAGAUCGAGUUCAAGUCAAUGGAUAAUUUAUUAAGUGACUGGAUUUUAAACGCAAGUCUCCUUACCUGUGUAUUAUGCUUUUUGUUCCUGGUGUUAUUGUGGUGAAUAUAGUAUUAAUGUUUUAUUUCUUUCGGUUAUUAGAAUCGGUUUUGGUUUCAAGAAGGCAUUUUGAACAUGGUGCCAUACCCGAACAAUGCUACUUGAUUUGUUUUCCCAUAAUGUGACUUUACAGUAUUACAGCAAUUUUCACAGAUACCAGUCAUUUUAUAAUUAAAAUAUCUUUAAUAUUAUGUGAAAAGUUAUUUUUAAAAAAAAANUAUU